CGACCGGGAGUAAACAACAAACACAAUCCAGAAACGCGAGCAGGACAAACAGUUCGGUGCUUCAAAGUCGAAACAAGUAUUAGAAAAAAACCAAAACUUUCAAAAAUGAAAUCUUUUGUGGCCGGUGCCCUCCUUGUGAGUUUGAUUGCCGCCGUUAACAGCGCGCCUCAGUUCAAUUUCGGAGGAUCGGGAUCGGCAGCGAACGCCCAGUCGCAAUCGUUCGGUCAAGGAUCCGGUCAUCUGGGAGGACAUGGUCAUGGCGGUCAUGGCGGUGGUCACGGUGGUGGAUUCUUUUCGGGAUCGGCCGCUAACGCUCAGUCACAGUCGUUCACGCAAGGCGGCGGUCAUGGCCAUCAUGGCGGCGGUGGACUGUCCGGAUCGGCUGCCUCGGCCGGAUCUCAAUCGUUCACCCAGGGAGGUGGUUUCGGUGGACACGGACACGGUGGCAUCAGUGGAUCGACUGCCGGAGCCCAGAGCUUCAGCCAGGGUGCCGGCGGCUUCGGUUGGCCAGGGAUCGGUGGAUUUUCCGGCUCCGCGGCCAACGCGGGAUCGCAGACAUUCAGUGGUUGAGUUAUCUAGUCAAUAGUGUUAAAAUAAAUUAAAAAAAAAACCAA
This is a messenger RNA of Uranotaenia lowii, 614 nucleotides long. Its product is annotated as holotricin-3-like. The record is from RefSeq and is a predicted model, not a curated record. The transcript has a single exon. The coding region runs from base 106 to 570 and encodes 154 amino acids. Lineage: Eukaryota; Metazoa; Arthropoda; Insecta; Diptera; Culicidae.